AUGUGCCAACAAUUCCUCUGCGCUCAUUGCCACUACACAGCAUUCGAUCGAUGCACCUUUGCCCGGAGACUAAACAAUCGUCAAAUGCACCCUGCGACAUGUCCGAGUUUUGAACAAGAGUUACAUGAGAGAAGGUUAUGUUCUACUUGCAAGGCUGUGGACGAAGCUACUUUCAGACUCUACACUUGGAUCGAAACCCAGGGUGGAGAUCGCUUGCCCACUGAAGGUGGAGAAGCAGAGGAGGGGAGCUCGCCGCUGCGGCCUGGGGGUCAGCAUACUGAGCAAGAGCAACAGCAACAGCGACAGUCCUCAACUACACAAUUGCCAGCAACCGCCUCGAGUCAGUCUGGCACCCAAAGCGCCAUGAAAGACAAUCCAGCUGAAAUCGAGCCAGAAGCCACCAACCUCGACUAUCUUGAUCUGAAUAAGGUGCGCCCUCUUAGUGAUUCUACCAUUGCAAGCAGCAGCACGCUCCCAACAACGAUCGGUAGUUCAGCCGUACCAAGCAAGAGACAUUCCUGCGGCAGACCACAAGACCAACCUCCAUCACUGGUGAAACCUGAUAUCAAUGCUCCCUUCCAGCCAGUCAAGGCAAGACGCAUGAGUAAUCCGAGCGGAGCCUACAACACCGUACCGCCUGGUUUCAUCCCUGCCCCUCUUUCUAACGAAAAUGCACCCAUACUUCAAGCAAACACAACCCUGGUAGAAGGUCAACCCGCGCAAAGAAACCUCAACUUCCGGCCCCCCAUCAUCUCCAGCACCACUGACGGACCUACCGAAGCCGAUGACUCUAACCAAGCUUCCCUUAACAUCGGCGCCCUGAAACGCACAAUCUCAACCCUCACCUUCGAUGACCUUACUCCCCGAACCCGAACCGCAUUCCCAGCUUCAGAAGCCACCGAAGUACCUCCCGCUUAUGCCCGACCAAGGUCCGAGGUUGGACUGCCGCCGCUGUUGCCGGGCCAAACCGGAGACAGUAGCGAGAUGGAGGAGGAUGCUGUGGGACAUGAAGGAGCGGAAGGGCAGGCGGAUAGCAGCAGGGAGGCAUCUGACAGAGGAAGCAACAGAUCAGGGGAAAGACCGCUGUCGUCUCAAGAGUAUCUCAGUAGAGCGAGGUUGGAGUUGAUGGGUGACAGGCCUUGA
Messenger RNA from Endocarpon pusillum Z07020, 1143 nucleotides. RefSeq lists its product as uncharacterized. The coding region runs from base 1 to 1143 and encodes 380 amino acids. NCBI's taxonomy places the organism in Eukaryota, Fungi, Ascomycota, Eurotiomycetes, Verrucariales, Verrucariaceae. The transcript has a single exon. The record is from RefSeq and is a predicted model, not a curated record.